Pangasianodon hypophthalmus (striped catfish) is the source of this 2068-nucleotide messenger RNA. RefSeq names its product IST1 factor associated with ESCRT-III (gene ist1). The record is from RefSeq and is a predicted model, not a curated record. The transcript has 11 exons. The coding region runs from base 196 to 1371 and encodes 391 amino acids. Gene Ontology annotation, biological process: protein transport. Lineage: Eukaryota; Metazoa; Chordata; Actinopteri; Siluriformes; Pangasiidae.
GACGAUGUGACGUAAGACGUCAUGAGUUACGUUCAAUGCGGAAGUGCAAAAGAAGCUUCAUAUCAUUUCCAACAUCGAAAUCGGUUACGCCUGUAUAGUUUACACACGAAACCGAAGACAGUUAGUUGUCUGUACGAGCAGUCCAUUGGUUGGAAGCGAUGAUUGACUCAAGAGUAUGACUGUUAACCAAUCGUGAUGAAGGGGCGGGAGUUCUGGGAAUACGGUGAUCUGUCCAUCAUGCUCGGUGGUGGAUUCAAAGGAGAGAGACUGCGAGUCAAUCUCAGGCUCGUCAUCAACCGCCUCAAACUACUCGAGAAGAAGAAAACUGAAUUAGCUCAGAAGGCCCGGAAGGAGAUUGCGGACUACCUGUCGGCAGGUAAAGAUGAGCGAGCACGGAUCCGGGUGGAGCACAUCAUCAGAGAAGAUUAUCUGGUGGAGGCCAUGGAGAUUCUCGAGUUGUACUGUGAUCUGCUGCUGGCCCGCUUCGGUCUAAUCCAAUCUAUGAAAGAGCUCGAUCCUGGCCUUCAGGAAGCCGUGUCCACGCUGAUCUGGGCGGCUCCUCGCCUGCAGUCAGAAGUCGCCGAGCUCAAAAUCGUUUCAGACCAGCUGUGUGCCAAAUACAGCAAGGAGUACGGCAAGCUGUGUAGGACAAACCAAAUCGGAACAGUCAAUGACCGACUCAUGCACAAACUGAGUGUGGAGGCCCCGCCAAAGAUCCUGGUGGAACGUUACCUCAUUGAAAUUGCCAAAAACUACAAUGUCCCGUAUGAACCCGAUGCUAUGGUGCGGCCAGAGGUAGGAGAGGAAGCAGACCUCAUAGACGUGGACAGCGACUUUAAGAAGCACGGUGGUGGAGGCGGAGGUGGUGGAGGUUUCACUGCACCAGCUGCUGCUAUGCCCAUGCCUAUGCCCAUGCCCAUGCCAACACCAACAGCCUUCAACUACCCUCCACCCAAAGGAGCUGAGCCCUUCAGUGCUCCUGCUGGCACCUAUGAUGUUGCCUUUACCAACUUCCAGCCUCCGGUGAGGGGAGGGCAGCCUCCUCAGCUCCCCAGCUGCCCUCCAACCUACGAGUCUGUAAGUGCAAGUACUUGUGCCCCCUCCUCACCCUUCCAGACAGAGAUGGACGUCCUUUUGGCCUUUCAGGAAAGAGGAAUUGAUGAGUUGGCUAUCAAUUCCUCUGAUUCUCACCAGGUUGUCCCAGCCCCUGGCCCGUCUGCUCAGAUCUACGAUAACAACGCACUUCCCGAACUUCCCUCAGUUCCUGACACGCUCCCCAACUCGUCCUUGGGCGGCAAUCCCGGGGCGUCAGACGACAUCGACUUUGACGACCUGUCACGGCGCUUCGAGGAGCUCAAGAAGAAGACCUAAUCUCUCAAAAGCCCACGUCCGUCCAACUGUAUGCCUGGUUGAUGGAAUCUUCGGGAGAAGAAAAGAAGCCCUGGUCAGAAUAUUUACCCAAAAUCUUCAUCUGGAAGCAAUGAUUUCUAAUUACGUCUGACAUCAGUGUAACAUUUACCUCAUGCGAAAAAAAAUGCACUGGUGUCUUUCUGGUGGAGGUUAUUUUAAUCAUAACAUUGCAACAUGAAGGAUCUGAUGGAAUAUGAGCACCAUAAGUCAAGACUUUUCACUAGACUAUUGCUAUAAUCCCUUUUUUAAGCACUUUCCAUAUAUGGCCUUUCUGUAAUGUAAUGUAAUAUAAUAUAGCUAGAGCAUUGCCAUGCCCAGAUUGUGUGAUGUCAUGGUCAGGCCACCUUUUAACUUUGUUACUGUCAUGUACCUGGAUUUUUUUUCCAUUGAGUGAUAAAAGAACAUGAUUUAAAUAUUAAUAAUAAGAACGAUUUAAGCCAACCCCUAGUGUUCAUGCUAUGUCAGAGGUGUUAAAUGAGCCAGCAGUUGUUUUCAGUACUAACAGAACAGACGGGUUUAACCUGAUGCCGUUUAUUACACCCAGCGUCGAGGCAGGGACUUUCCCAAUGACUUAAUCCACCACGUGAGCUACGUCACGGCUCAACAGGGCUGAUCUGAUUUGUCAUGUGACCUGAAUAUCUCUGCAAUGACAUAGCUA